Eleginops maclovinus (Patagonian blennie) is the source of this 1967-nucleotide messenger RNA. Its product is annotated as intermediate filament protein ON3-like. Gene Ontology annotation, molecular function: structural constituent of skin epidermis. The record is from RefSeq and is a predicted model, not a curated record. Gene Ontology annotation, biological process: intermediate filament organization; keratinization. Gene Ontology annotation, cellular component: keratin filament. NCBI's taxonomy places the organism in Eukaryota, Metazoa, Chordata, Actinopteri, Perciformes, Eleginopidae.
CUUCCGGGUACUUUCAAUCUACGGGAUGGAUGACCGUUGAGUCUGCUGGUGGACGAGUGGCAGGCAACGGGGUUACACUGAAACUGUGAUUUCUGAAGUGGAUCGUUUCUUUUACUGUCCUUUCCUCUGUAGAGAUUGACGUGUAGACUGAGAGGGAAGGGAGGCUGGACAGCAAAAGUGAGAGUCCAGGUUAAAGCGGCCGAAAGGAUCCUCCCUCUCUCAGAGCAUGGACAUAAAAGCCGGCAGAGCUUACAGUCAGACACUCAGAAGGACUUGGAUCUCCCUUUGAAGACUGCUCAUCAUCUGUUCUCCUCUUGUCAGAAUUACCAACCUCCACCACUGCAAACAUGAUGUCCCGGAAGUCAUACUCAGUCUCUGGCUCUUCUACUGGCAGCUUAAGAAGUUCCUUUUCACCAAUCAGCUACUCUGUACAAAAAUCCAGUUAUGCUGUUGGUUCUGGUGCUGGCGCUGGUUUUGGUUCAGGUUUUGGAGGUGCAGGUGCAGGUGCAGGUUUAGGUAGUUCUGGCAUUUAUGGCAUUAGCUCUAGCCAAGCAGGAGGCAACUACAGCGCUCCACUGAUCACUGCUGUCCAGGUCAACAAGAGCCUGCUGGCCCCUCUGAACCUUAAUAUUGACCCCACAAUCCAAGCUGUCCGCACCCAUGAAAAGGAGCAGAUCAAGACCCUCAACAACCGCUUUGCUUCCUUCAUCGACAAGGUCCGGUUCCUGGAACAGCAGAACAAGAUGCUGGAGACCAAAUGGAGCCUCCUGCAGGACCAGACCACAGCCAGCUCCAACAUCGAUAGCAUGUACGAGGCUUACAUUACCAACCUGCGUAGACAGUUCGACGGACUGGGCAAUGAGAAAGUCAGGUUGGAGGGAGAGCUGAGGAACAUGCAGGGUCUGGUUGAGGACUUCAAGAAUAAGUAUGAAGAUGAAAUCAACAAACGUGCAAAUGCAGAGAACGAGUUUGUGGUCUUGAAGAAGGAUGUUGAUGGUGCCUACAUGAACACAGUGGAGCUGGAAGCCAAGGUUGAUGCUCUUCAGGACGAGAUCAACUUCCUCAGUGCCGUCUAUGAGGCUGAGCUUCGUGAGCUGCAGAGCCAGAUCAAGGACACCUCCGUCAUCGUGGAGAUGGACAACCGCCGUAACCUGGAUAUGGACUCCAUUGUGGCUGAAGUGCGUGCUCAGUAUGAGGACAUUGCCAACCGCGGCAAGGCUGAAGCAGAGGGCUGGUACAAACAGAAGUAUGAGGAGAUGCAGACCUCUGCCGGAGAGUAUGGUGACGACCUGCGCUCAACAAAGGCUGAGAUUUCUGAACUGAACCGCAUGAUUGCCCGUCUUCAGAAUGAGAUUGAGGCUGUCAAGGGACAGAGGGCCAGUCUUGAGUCUCAGAUCUUAGAGGCUGAGGAGCGUGGUGAGCUGGCAGUGAAAGAUGCCAAACUCCGCAUCAGAGACCUGGAGAAUGCUCUGCAGAGAGCCAAGCAGGACAUGGCCCGCCAGGUGCGUGAAUACCAGGAGCUGAUGAACGUCAAGCUGGCCCUGGACAUCGAAAUAGCCACCUACAGGAAACUGCUUGAAGGAGAGGAGGACAGCGGAGGAGCAAGUGCAACCAUCCAUGUGCAGCAGUCCUCUGGUGGAUUGUCCAGUGCCAACUCAGGUUACGGUGGCGGCUACGGUGGUGGCUUCAGCAGCAGCAGUGGUUAUGGCAGUGGCUCGAUGAAAAAGUCCUCAGUCGCUACAACCAAUUCCACGAGACUUAUUUAAAAAAGAAGAGCUGUUUGCAAACAUCAGAAACUAAUUAAUUUGAUCAAAUUCUUUAGCUAUUUAUGGUGCGAUACAAUGUUGUUUGGCAUGUUGAAUCUUUUGUCUCACACGGGUACCUACUUUGUUGAAACUAUACUUAUUUAGUAAAAGCCUCCCUUCCAACUUGACUGGUGAAUGUUUGUACAAAUGGCAUCAAAUUUA